GGGCAGGACUUCCUCGCUGGUUGCUAAGACACUCUUUCGCUCCUUGACAACCCUGGCGGGGGUGCGCUGGCGACGGCCCCGGCUCCGGCCCCCGCGGGAGCAGCACCCCUUGGGAAAGACAUUUUCUGCUCCCGCCAAGUUGGCAGGGCCUGCUUCCUGAAUCUUCCGGGUGUGUCUUAAUUGCCAAUCCCAGCACCUGAAAGCCCCACUCUCUCCUCCAGUGGUCACAGUGGAAGGAUCAUGGGAGAAACAGAAGGGAAGAAAGAUGAGGCUGAUUAUAAGCGACUGCAGACCUUUCCUCUGGUCAGGCACUCGGACAUGCCAGAGGAGAUGCGAGUGGAGACCAUGGAGCUAUGUGUCACAGCCUGUGAGAAAUUCUCCAACAACAACGAGAGCGCGGCCAAGAUGAUCAAAGAGACGAUGGACAAGAAGUUCGGCUCCUCCUGGCAUGUGGUGAUCGGCGAAGGGUUUGGGUUUGAGAUCACACAUGAGGUGAAGAACCUCCUCUACCUGUACUUUGGGGGGACACUGGCUGUGUGUGUCUGGAAGUGUUCUUGAUGCCCUGUCCCCGGCCCCCACCUCUGUCCCCAACCCCUGCAGGGCCUUCCCCUGCCACUUAUCUGGGUUGGGGAGCAGCCCCAGGCAGGUCCUGGGUUUUCCAAGGAGAGUUUGGGGUCUUUUCUUUCUGUCCUGUGUACCAGUAUCCUGAGCCAUGCCAGUGUGUGAACUUGUUGACAUCUCUAUCCCCAGGCUCUCUCAGUUGUCUCACUCGGAGUACGAGGUGACCACACCACAAAGUGUGCCAGGGUAAAGGAGGUGGGGAGAUGAGAUUUUUGUCAUAAGGAUGUGCCAGGCCCCCCUUCCUUGAGGACUGCCCUUCCCUCGCAUUCCCAGAGCCCCACUUCCCUUCUAUCCCAGUACUGCGAGGAAGUGUCCACUGUCCUUGUCAUCAGUGGUCAUAUGAAAAUAGCCCCAAGGAGGAGCCUCUCCUCUGAAGGGACAUAGGCAGCUUCUCUCCUUAUCCUCUGGGGAAGUGCUGAUCCUGAAGAAGCCCCUCCCCUGACUUGACCCCAGGCUGAACAAACCACCACAUCUCACUGGCAACAGCUCCACAGCCCUGGCUUUGGCCUAGAGACCAAGCAGCUUUUCUUCUGUCCCCCUUCACCCACCAGUGUGAACCCUCCACACUGCCUCAGUUUCAAGCCAGGGGCCAGGGGUGAGAAUUGCCGCUGAGCAGUUCCUCAAGAUGUCACUGAGCCUCUGGUGAGACACCUGGGCCAGGAGUGCUCUCACCGCCAGGCCCACUUCCGCAGGGAAACCUGGCCUGCCAGUUACUUCUCGUCAGGGACCGCAUGCUAAUUUGUACUUCUUAUCUCUGCUGGGUUUUCUAUGUUCUUUUAGAGUGUGGGGAGAAGGGUUUUAGUAGAAGGGUGAAACGUAUUUUACAUAGCGGUCUUAUUUAUAUAAAUGUCUUGGUUUUUCAAUAAAGUUACCAAAAAAUGA
Messenger RNA from Otolemur garnettii (small-eared galago), 1503 nucleotides. RefSeq names its product dynein axonemal light chain 4 (gene DNAL4). NCBI's taxonomy places the organism in Eukaryota, Metazoa, Chordata, Mammalia, Primates, Galagidae. The transcript has 4 exons. Bases 241 to 558 code for a protein of 105 amino acids. Gene Ontology annotation, biological process: microtubule-based process. Gene Ontology annotation, molecular function: dynein intermediate chain binding; dynein light intermediate chain binding. Gene Ontology annotation, cellular component: dynein complex. The record is from RefSeq and is a predicted model, not a curated record.